This is a messenger RNA of Penicillium cinerascens, 1668 nucleotides long. RefSeq lists its product as uncharacterized. Bases 1 to 1668 code for a protein of 555 amino acids. NCBI's taxonomy places the organism in Eukaryota, Fungi, Ascomycota, Eurotiomycetes, Eurotiales, Aspergillaceae. Gene Ontology annotation, cellular component: nucleus. The record is from RefSeq and is a predicted model, not a curated record. Gene Ontology annotation, biological process: ribosomal large subunit assembly; rRNA processing. Gene Ontology annotation, molecular function: nucleic acid binding; exonuclease activity. The transcript is spliced from 3 exons.
AUGAUGUCCACCAUCAUGAACCCCAACCGGGUUCACUUUAUCCACAGAACCCCAGGUCUCCGGACCCGGGCCCUGAAGAUCAGACCCAUCCCUCAGACUGAAAAGGCCGUGAAGGAGCUGGAGGGCAUGACACUCACCGACAGGGAGCUCCAGGAGAUGGGCUACCAGCUAUCUGACUUCGGCCACCACGAGCUGAUGAAGAUGCGCCGCUGUACGGACUGCUGUGUUCGUAUCAAGAGCAAGGCCGCCAGAAGCAAGGCGAAGCUCACCCCCUAUGAACAGAAGCUUGAAGAUGCCAGCAGAGAGGCCAGGAACGUCAUCACCCACGCAAAGCUCAAGGAGAUCAUGCCGCACAUCACCUACCACGCCUGCGCCCCGCAGCGCUUGGAGGGCUGCGGUGCCGAGGCCGAGGCUACUUACCUCGAACACAACCCUGAGGUGGCCGCGAUGUACGGGAUCGACGAGGAACGUGUUGCCGCUUCCUACGCCUACGAGGCCGCCAAUGACGGUCGUCCCAUGCCCUGGCCGAAGAUCGAAGAAAAGGAAAGACCUACUUGGAAACAGGACAAGGAUGGUUCCUGGAAUCCCCAUUAUGCCAAGUCGCCUGUUUACGAUGAGGAUGGUUGGGAAGUGCUGGAACCCAAUCCGCCGAAUGUGAAGGAUCCCAAUGCCACACAUUUCAUGGUGCAUCAAAUCGUGAUCGACCACAGUGAGGACUUCACGCAGUCCGCUCACAUCGAAAUGCCCAUCGAGAUGUGCCACUGGGAGCUUUUCAAGGGCGGAAUUUCGAACUCAGGAAAGAAGGCUAUAUUCCCCUGCUGCGGUGCACCAGUCGGAGAUCCUGGUUGCAGACAAAAAAACACCCACCAGAGUAGCUGGGAUGUCGAGGGCCUUCGCCGGGACUUCAAGCUGUUCGAGACGCAGCCCGGUCAGGCAAUUGAUGAGCGACACGCCAUUGCCAUCGACUGCGAGAUGGGGAUGUCCAUGAGUGGUGAAAGCGAGCUGAUCCAAGUCGCCGCUAUCGACUUUUUCACGGGCGAGGUCCUUCUCGACUCCUUCGUUUGGCCGGAUGUACCCAUGCGCAACCUGGCGACCCGCCAUUCGGGGGUCAGGUGGGCUAACUUCCGCCGGGCCUACGAUAACGGCACCUGCCUCCACGGCCGCGACGAAGCAAGAAAUCGAUUGAUGAAGUUCGUGGGUCCGAAGACCGUCGUCCUUGCGCACGAUGGCAAAAACGACAUGCUCGCGCUUCGAUGGAUCCACAAGUGGGUAGUUGACACCAUGGAAACCGAGGGCCGAACCGGACAAACUCUUCGUGUUCAGGAGAAGAGAAGCCUUAUCAACCUUGCUAAGGUCCACCUGAAGAGAGACAUCCAGCAGAAGCGUGGUCACGACUGCCUUCAGGAUUGCCUGACCUGCCGCGAUCUGGGGGUUUUCUACCUGAGCAUCCUUCCUGACAACAUGAAAGUCCGACAUGAGUCAGCUUCCCCCGAGAGAGAUACGUUUUGGGAUAACGUUGAAGGAGAUCAGGAGGCCAACCAUUUCUGGGGAGCCCCGCUGGGAGCAUCACCGACCCAAGUAUCCUGCGGAGCGCCACAAACCGACUCGUCCUGGGGAGCAUUACAGACUGGUUCACCGCCGAGUGACGUUUCGGUAGUGGCCUGGUAG